Molecule: messenger RNA, 481 nt
Organism: Bactrocera oleae (olive fruit fly)
Lineage: Eukaryota; Metazoa; Arthropoda; Insecta; Diptera; Tephritidae
Source: RefSeq, a predicted model, not a curated record
UACGUAAACGUUUACAAUCCCUUAUAAAAGCAACUCAUCACUGUUGCUGUACAUCAGUUUGUCAUAAAUCGUUCUAACAAAAUGAAAUUGAGUUUCUUUAUUUUUCUAAUAAUAAGCGCACUCUUCGGCGCCAUAAUGGCUGUUCCAGGAGCACCAAGUGGCUCACCACCUAAUGGUCCUCCACCAAAUGGUCCGCCACCAUCCGGCACAGGACGCGGACCGCCAUCAACCAAUAACACGAGCUCGGGUUAGUUGAACUGCCUUCUACAUACGAACAAAGCUUUGAACAACGGAUUACCCUCUAUGAAUCAAAUUUGAUGUUAACUCUACAGAUCUACAAUUUUUGAAAUAUUAUAUUAAUUCGUUUGUGUUUUUCUAUCAAAUUUCAAAUUAAAAUGUAUUCAAAAUUUACAAAAAAUUUUAUAUAUAAAAGAAAAUUCAAUUUUACCGACAGAAAGGUGUUCGGUAAAAACACUUAUAA